This is a messenger RNA of Salarias fasciatus (jewelled blenny), 966 nucleotides long. RefSeq names its product odorant receptor 131-2-like. Gene Ontology annotation, biological process: detection of chemical stimulus involved in sensory perception of smell; G protein-coupled receptor signaling pathway. Gene Ontology annotation, molecular function: G protein-coupled receptor activity; olfactory receptor activity; odorant binding. Gene Ontology annotation, cellular component: membrane. The transcript is spliced from 2 exons. The record is from RefSeq and is a predicted model, not a curated record. NCBI's taxonomy places the organism in Eukaryota, Metazoa, Chordata, Actinopteri, Blenniiformes, Blenniidae. The coding region runs from base 1 to 966 and encodes 321 amino acids.
AUGAAUCAGACAACAGAGAUCUAUCGGGACUUCUUAACAGAAGCCUUAAUCAAGAACAUGGUAACCGUGACUGUCUGUGUCUCCAUCAUCUACAUCAAUGGGAUGCUGGUGCACAUCUUCACCAGACACCAGAUUUUCUACACGAAUCCCCGGUACAUCCUGUACAUCCACCUGGUCAUCAACGACAUUAUCCUGUUGAUAGUGUACAUCCUGCUCCAAGCCCUGAUUUACAACUCAUCUGGAAUCAACAUCUCAUUAUGCAUCAUUCUGAUCAUGGCGGCUGUUUUGUCCAAUCAGAACAACCCUCUGACCAUCGCUCUGAUGUCUGUAGAGUGUUACGUGGCCGUUUGCUUCCCUCUCCAUCACUCACAGAUCUGUUCUGUCAGGAGGACGUACGUCCUGAUCGCUCUGAUCUGGCUGGUCAACUCACUUUCAAUCCUUCCAGAUGUGUUUGUCACAUUGGGAACAGAAACCACAGAUUUCCUUCUUUCGAGAAAGAGGUGCCUGAGGAAAAUUGUUUUUAAGAACAUUAAUCUGGAAAUUAAGAGGCCGAUAUCUGAUAUUUUAUUUUUAGUACUUAUUUGGUUCACUGUUUUCUUUGCAUACUUCAAGGUUUUGUUUGCUGCAAAAGCAGCUAUUGCGAAUGCUAAGAAAGCUCGAAACACCAUCCUGCUUCACGGUUUUCAACUGCUGCUCUGUAUGCUCAACUUCCUGUUGAACCUGAUCUUAGAAGGACUGGCUGUCAUUUUUCCCAGAAAUAUUGCAAAUGUUCACUUCGUGCUUGCAUUCUUCAUCCACAUUUUGCCUCGACUCAUCAGUUCAAUAGUUUAUGGGAUAAGAGACAAGACGUUCAGGAAGUACCUGAAGAGGUAUCUGCUCUUCACAGAUAAUGCAAAUAUUCAUCCACUAAAGACUCAGAAAAGGUCAUUAUUAACAUUCAUUCAUUUCCGUGACAAUGAUUUCUAA